Molecule: messenger RNA, 4401 nt
Organism: Cladocopium goreaui
Lineage: Eukaryota; Dinophyceae; Suessiales; Symbiodiniaceae
Source: the annotation of a GenBank genome assembly
AUGGCCAUGGCAUUGCUCACCGCCGGGGAACUGGAAGCCAUCACUACGGUGGCCCAGGCCCGUGCCUGGUCUGGCCUGGCGGAUGCCGUAUGGCAGACGGUGGAUGCUACCCUGGGUGGAGUUCUCCAUCUCAGAGUCUUAGCAUACCUCCCACCGACAGCUGUGCGCACAGCUGUUCGGACAGCGCGGGUGCCUACCCCUGCAGUCGGUGCCCCGGGUGAUGCCGAUUAUGUGGCGCCUGGCGAGCGCGAACUUACUGCAGUUGAAGGCACCCAAGUGGGGUUGAUGUACCAGGUGGCGCUGGCCAAGCUUGGACGACCUCAGGUCGACCCUCUGACUGAUCCGGCUCACGCACCGGUGGGGGCGGGGGGAGGACCACCGGCCAACCCGCCACCGGGUGGGCCGGCCAAUAACCCGGCCAGGAAGGUGAAGAACAGUCAGGUCCUGGAUCAGGCGGACGAAGGGGAGAUCCCGGAACUCACCCAGACCUUGGUUGAAGAGCAUUACAAGGUGCUGAGGAAGGCCAAAGGAGGGCCGGUGAGACCGGAGGCGGAGCCGUCCCCGGACCAAAUAUCGGCCAUGAAGGUCAGGGUCCUGGAUCUUGACCUCCCGCCGUACGCGGACUUCGCCGUCUUCGUUAACUUUCAAGGACGCUUUUCCAGGACUCUGAAGUUCCUCAACCAUAUCCUCCAGCCGGACGGUACUUUCAAAGCUGUGGAAGUACCGGGCCCGCCCAGCUACGAUGCAUGGCUGUCGUCCUGGCGUGUCUACGAGAACACGCUUCUCAUGCUGGAAAAGGACGUGGGCGGGAAUAAGGUGCCGGUAGCCACUGUUGCGGCUAUGGAGGCUUACAAGGAUGCCUUCAGAGAUCUCGUUGUCUGUUACCCGGAGGCGUGGCAUCUCCUGGUGGUGGCGGAGGACCGCUGCCGCGGAGAGCACUUUGUCCGACUCAGGAGAGAGUUGGAAGUGAAGCACGCCAGGGGCCUGACAUACGACUAUGACCCAGAACAACCAUGGAAUGAAGUGUUCCGGGUGGCAUCUCAGGACAGGGAGUUCUGGGAUAGGCACGUCAGGGAACCAGCCCUUCUGUUCCGUACGGGAGGAAAGCAUCGGGAACAGCCAGGAGGGACUGGCUCGGCUACCGACGGGACAAGCCAGAAGAGCCCUCCCAAGAAGAACAGGAAAUCGCAGAAGGAAAGGCUGAGGGCGCAGUUGGCGAAGGCCGGGGAGGGCAAGGGAGCGACCGCCUCCGAGGCACCCGCCCAGGGAGGAGGAGGUCCGCCGCCAGUUAAAGGCAAGGGCCGAGGUCCCAAAAGAGACGGGCGGGGCCGGUUCCUUACAGACCGCCAAGGCAAGCCUAUCUGCUUCGGUUUCAAUAACGGAGAAUGCAAAGGCGUGUGCCAGAAGGGCAUGGUGCAUGUAUGCCAGGUUUGCCUUGGCUCCCACCCCGCAAAGGAUUGCGGGAAAGGGCCCGCGGCCCCUCCCCCUGGCGCUGGGAAUCCCCUUGGCCCGGCGCAACAAACGGGGGAAGAGGAUGCAAAAGGGGACCGGCCAGUCUUCGAAGAGUUGUUCGCCGGUGAUGCCGGGCUCACGAAGGCAGUGAGCCGGAUAGGGGGUCCCAAGAUCAGAGUCAGGACACCACAUGACGCCAGAUACGGGCAGGACAUAACUCAGGAUGACGAGUUCCUGCAAAUGAUGGAGGCUGAAGCCCCGAGUUGGAGGCACAUGGCUCCCCCAUGCCGGACGUUCACCAAAGCAAGACGCACUGACGAGCACGGCACAAUGAAAGCCCUGAGAUCCAAGGAGAGACCAGAAGGCUUCGGUGACGACCAGACCGUGGAAGCAAACACCAUAACCGAUAGAUGCGUCCUGGCGGAAAAGCAACUUGAUGAGGGGAAGUGGUUUUCAAUGGAAAACCCAGAACCGUCGCUGAUCUGGGAGCUGAAGUCCGUCAGGAGACUUCGGAAACGACCGGAAGUCCGGUUCGUAGGAUUCGAUCAGUGCGCAUACGGUGGCCCCUUCAAGAAGUCCACGGGUGUGCUCACAAAUUGCCCGUGGCUGUUCCACCUGCAACGCUGCGGAGAUGUGCCCAGGCACGCUCACACGACGCUCGAAGGCCGCGUGUGGUCGUACAAGACGGAACAGGAGGUAUGGCUGACGGCAGAAGCCGCAGAGUACCCUACGGGGAUGUGCGAGGCCUGGGCAAAGGGGUGGAUAGACUGGUUACGAGACCAAGAAGCCACGCCCCAACAACCGCGAUACAAGAAAGUGGGCAGGUUCCAAAAUAAGUUGAUUCGGGAGGAGCUGCCCCAAUUGGAAGAAAGGGAGGCGGAGGACGAAGCGUAUCCUGGAGGGAUGCGCAACCCCCGCAAGGCUGUGGCAGCCUCUGCGGGCUGGCGCAAGUGGGGCGCUCGUGCGUCACAGGCGCUGGAUGAAGUCCUGUGGGCUAUGCCGGAAGGUUUGGCUCUGGCUGAAACCAUAGGGACUGAAUUGUCGCCCGGAGAUGCCGAGCAGGCCCGUGCAGUCUUGGAAAGAAUGGGGAAGGCAGGCGCCGCAGCCCUUGCUAGGGUAACCGGCGCCACCCAGGACUGGGACGAAAGGGGGCCGACUCGAUGGCGCUGGAAACUCAUCGCAGCGGUAACUGGCUACGCCGGGGACCAGGAUGUCGAUGCCCAGCGGGACAGCGCCGAAUACUUGGCCUUGAGAGGGACGGAGGUCGAGGUGGACAGCAACUAUAAGUCCUUUCACGAAAACGAGAAGGAGUCGAAGGACGAACUGGCGAGGUUAGUCCGGGAAGGACACCUGGAAAUCAUAGGGCCUUGGAACCAGGUGGUCCACCGAUGGCCAGAUGCCAGGGGAACCAAACUAGCGACGCUAGUCAAGGUCAAGGCAGAUGGAUCAACCAAGACCCGGUUCAUCGCAGACAUGCGCCGAUCGGGAAUUAACGGCCUAUCGUCCGCAGAGGAGCGCAUCAUCCUACCGCGGGGCAGUGAUUUGAUGCGGGACGCCCUCGACAUCAUGGAGGUCAACGGGCAGGAGAUAGAGUUCUUCUCUGCGGACAUCUCGGACGCUUUCCUCAACUUGGGCGUCCAAGAAGAGGAAAGGGGCUUCGCGGUAGUGCGAACUGCCGAGGGUGAGUACGCGUCGUAUCGCGGUGUCCCAUUCGGUCUUGCCACGGCCCCGCUUUUAUGGGGGAGGUCGGCCGCGUGGCUCGGCCGGGCAACCCAGGCCAUACUGGGCCCGUGGGAGGGGCGGACGCAGAUCUAUGUAGACGAUCCCAUCAUCACGCUGAGUGGAAACCGGCCCCAUCGCAGCCACCUCAUUGCCAAGAUCCUAAUGUUGUGGAGCGCCUUUGGAGCGCGAGUGGCCCUCCACAAGGCAUCCAGAGGGCACGAAGUCAAAUGGAUCGGGGCUCAAUUCCGGGUAUUCCCCGGGGGGGUGGAGGUAGCAAUAGACAAGGACAGGAUAGACAAGCUGCUGAAGGUCACCCAGCAAGGGCUGGGGCGUCAAGGGCUGAUAUACAACAUCAGAAGCUUAGCUGGGGAGCUAAGCUGGGUGGCAGGAAUCAUUCCCUCCGUACGCCCGUUUGUCAACAUGAUCUGGGCCGCCACCUACGCAAUGGACAAGCCGCAGCCUUGGUUCAGCAAGGUGCGGAAAAGGCCUCCAGACGCAGUCUUCGCCAAGAUGGUCAGACUGCCUUUUACAUGGCUACGGGCCUUCCUGGAAGGGAACCAUGGCGGGCUCACCAGGAAGAGGCUCCUCUGGGAUCGGCACGCUCCCGCCCAGUGGUCCGUAAGGACGGAUGCGUCCACAACAGGGCUGGGAGGCAUCUUACUCGAUACCCACGGGACGCCAAUCCGCUGGUGGGCUUGCCCGAUACCUGAAGAGGCACUCCGUCACCUGCGCAUCGAACGAGGCGUCCCAGGCCUGAUGACAGUCUACGAACUGCUAGCCCUCCUCAUCUCAAUCAUCAUUUGGGGGGAUCGCAUCAGGAACUGCCGCCUUGGCAUUACAGCCCAGCUCGACAGCGAGUCUGCCCUCAGCGUGGCGGUCAAGCUCGCAUCACCCAACCCGAAGGCCAACUUGCUGGCAGCCGAAUUGGCCCUCCGGGUGGAACAACUUGGGUUGGAAGCCUUGUUCGGCCAGCACUGGCGCAAUACCAUAAACCUGGAAGCCGAUGCUCUCUCCAGACUGGAGGAAGGCAAAUCGGUCCCACCACGACUCAGGCCGCUACCACGAGACGAGGUUCCCACCAAGGACAUGUUCCUGCUGGGCGACCUCUAUUUUGACCCUUGGCUGACACUGGCGAUAGGGCCGUGUGUGGGCUGGGUUCGGGGGUGUCCUUGGGUACCCAAUAUGUCGGGGUUUCCCUUCGGUCCCCCCCCCCUUCGGGGUUUCUAA